AUGGGCACAGAUGAGAGGGAAGAAGUGAUGGAAAUAGAGAGGGAUGAUGAGGUGGAAAAUGGGAAGGAGAUUCCUGGAUGGAAAGAGCAGAUAACUAUGAGAGGCAUUGUUGCUAGCUUACUGAUUGGGAUUAUUUACAGCAUCAUAGUAAUGAAGCUGAAUCUCACAACUGGGCUUGUCCCAAACCUCAAUGUCUCGGCGGCUCUUGUUGCUUUUGUGUUGAUAAGGACAUGGACUGAGCUUCUUCAAAGGGCCAAAUUCGUCACAGCCCCGUUCACCAGACAAGAGAAUACGGUCAUUCAGACAUGUGCUGUUGCUUGCUAUAGCAUAGCUGUGGGAGGUGGGUUUGGGUCUUAUCUGUUGGGAUUGAACAAGAAGACAUAUGAGUUGGCAGGGGUUGAUACAGAGGGGAAUUCGCCCGGGAGUUAUAAAGAACCGGGGCUCGACUGGAUGAUCGGCUUUCUCUUUGUUGUUAGCUUUGUGGGGUUAUUGGCUUUGGUUCCUCUCCGAAAGAUUAUGAUUAUUGAUUACAAAUUACCGUAUCCGAGUGGAACUGCAACUGCUCUUCUUAUCAAUGGAUUUCAUACCAGUAAAGGAGACAGGACAGCCAAGAAGCAGGUCAAUGGGUUUAUCAAGUUCUUCUCACUCAGUUUCAUAUGGAGUUUCUUUCAGUGGUUUUAUUCCGGCGGUGAACAAAAUAUUGAACUAUGCAGAUUUUACUUUGAUUUCAGUAUGACGUACAUAGGAGCAGGGAUGAUUUGCUCACAUCUCGUUAACUUAUCAUUGCUUUUUGGAGCUGUUCUUUCGUGGGGUUUAAUGUGGCCAUUAAUAAGUGAGCGAAAGGGAGACUGGUUUGCCCAGAAUAUCAAAGAAAGCAGUAUGAAGAGUUUAAAUGGUUACAAGGUCUUCAUUUCGAUCGCUCUAAUUCUAGGCGAUGGUCUCUACAAUUUUCUGAGAACCCUGUUUUUCACAGCCAGAAGCAUGAUUGCCACACUCAACAACAGAAAUCUCAAAGCAGAUGAGGCGGCCGAAAUCCUUGACGACCUUCGGCGCAACGAGGUAUUCAUGCGGGACCGCAUCCCGAUGUGGGCGGCGUGCCUCGGCUACUCCCUCUUCUCCAUCGUCUCCAUCAUUGUGAUCCCCGUCAUGUUUCCUCCACUCAAAUGGUACUAUGUCCUUGUGGCUUACGUGCUAGCCCCCUCCCUCAGCUUCUGCAAUGCGUACGGGUCCGGCCUCACCGACAUGAACAUGGCCUACAACUACGGCAAGGUCGCCCUUUUCAUUUUGGCCGCCCUCGUGGGCCCUACACACAACGGGGUGGUGGCGGGACUCAUCGGUUGUGGCCUCAUAAAGUCCAUCGUCUCCAUCUCCUCGGAUUUGAUGCACGACUUCAAGACGGGCCACCUCACCCUCACCUCCCCCCGUUCCAUGCUCGUGGCCCAGGCCGUGGGGACCGCCAUCGGCUGUGUCGUGGCCCCCUUGACCUUCUUCCUCUUCUACCACACAUUCGAUGUUGGUAACCCAAACGGCGUCUACAAGGCGCCCUAUGCCCUCAUCUACCGCAACAUGGCUAUCCUCGGGGUCGAAGGCUUCUCCGCAUUGCCCACCCACUGUUUGGAGCUCUGCUACGGCUUCUUCGCCUUUGCGGUUGCUGUUAAUUUGGUGAGGGACGUGGUGCCGGGGAGGUACAGGAGGUGGGUCCCACUUCCGAUGGCGAUGGCGGUCCCCUUUUUGGUGGGGGCCUACUUUGCAAUCGACAUGUGCGUGGGGAGCCUGGUGGUGUACCUGUGGCAUAGGUAUGACAGGCGGAGGGCCGGGAUAAUGGUGCCAGCUGUGGCUUCGGGCUUGAUUUGUGGGGACGGGCUUUGGAUACUGCCGUCGGCUUUGUUGGCUCUGGCGAGGGUCACACCGCCCAUCUGCAUGAGCUUUUUGCCUGCCAUGCGUUCAUGA
Molecule: messenger RNA, 1950 nt
Organism: Striga hermonthica
Lineage: Eukaryota; Viridiplantae; Streptophyta; Magnoliopsida; Lamiales; Orobanchaceae
Source: the annotation of a GenBank genome assembly